This is a messenger RNA of Dendronephthya gigantea, 1611 nucleotides long. Its product is annotated as synaptic vesicle 2-related protein-like. Bases 40 to 1560 code for a protein of 506 amino acids. Gene Ontology annotation, biological process: transmembrane transport. The transcript has 2 exons. NCBI's taxonomy places the organism in Eukaryota, Metazoa, Cnidaria, Anthozoa, Malacalcyonacea, Nephtheidae. The record is from RefSeq and is a predicted model, not a curated record. Gene Ontology annotation, molecular function: transmembrane transporter activity.
AACUUAGUGUUUGAACUAAACUCAACGAAACGAUUGAAAAUGGGACGGCUAUCAAGCAAAUUAAAACCAACCAGGCCGCCUUCCACAGCGAGAAAUUCCGAUGGGUUGAAACCUAAACAAUGUAUAAAGGUCGGUCAGCGUUCUGAGGGGCUGAAAGCUAAGCAAAGUACAAAGAUCGAAGUCAAAUACCAGCACAUUGCAGAUGUCGAUGAAAAGAGCGUCAAUUCAAAAGAUGAUCUUUUCAAAUCUCGCCAAAUCGAUGAAAUUCUGGAUGAUAUAGGAUUGAGGCUUCUUCAUUGGAAAGUGUUCGUAUUUCUUUGUCUCCUUGUUAUGACAUCUGCGUUCGCAACAUGCAUAUUAUCCGCUAUACUACCGGCUUUGAAACCAGACUGGAAUAUCUCUGAAGUUAUGGCUGGGAUAUUGACACUGUCAACAUCAACCGGAAAGAUCGUGGGGGCAACAUUUUGGGGUUGGGUGUCGGACAAAAUCGGUAGAAAGCGUUCAUUCAUUGGCAGUACGACAUUCAUGUUUGUUUUUUCAUUGUCCAGCGCGUUUGCAACGAAUUAUUACUGGCUUUGGAUAAGCCUUUUCUUUGCCGGCUUUGGAGCGACCAUAUCAAUUCAAGGUUAUGUUAUGAUAGUGGAAUUAUUCCCGAAAAGAUAUCAAUCUAUGUUUUCUGUAUUAACUAUGGUCUUCUGGACUGCAGGCUUUCUUCUUUCGGCUGUUGUUUCAAUGGAGCUUUCGUUGAUCGGUUAUCAUUGGGCUCUGGCUACCGUGUGUUUUCCGACUGCAAUUGUCCUAUUUUGUAGUAUAUUUUUCAUCCCAGACACUCCAUAUUUUUACCUUGUAACUGGGGACGAGCAGAAAGCUUUGAACAUUCUACAAGAUUUGGCGCCUGAAAUGGAUUUCAGCGACACAGUACUUCGGAAACACAAUCCCGAAACACAGAGGGCAGAUUUCACACAGCUAUUUCGAUCAGGUUAUUGGAAAAUAACAAUUUGCGCUUGUAUCGCGUUUUUCAACAUCUACAUUUCGCAUAAUGAUUUGAUAUACACUGCGUCUGACGUGGCGGGCAGUCAAAAUUAUUUAUCCACGACAGCCACUGGCUUGCAAAACGAAGAAAGUCGUUACCUGUAUUCUAUCAUGGUCUGGAUGAACCUUCCAGAAGCCGUUCUGAUUGUCGUGACUGCUUUGUUUUCUUACGUUUUCACAGUUAAAAGUGUUCUUUUAGCGGCUAUGUUCUUGACACUCGUGUCGCAGAUCAUCGCCUUGUUCGUCGUAAAUCAGAGGCUUACAUUACUCGUCGUCACAAUGAUGUCUCGAAGCCUUCUUUUAUCAGACAUAACACUUUUGAUAGUUUUUAUGUCACUGGUUUACCCGGCAGAGAAUCGUAGCAUUGGUACUGGCACUUGUGUAACUAUUGGCCGAAUUGGGAUAAUUGUAGGACCCUUCAUCUUUGAGACCUGGUUCGCCAAAAAGUAUUUUUAUGGAACAGUUUUUAAUGUCGCAAUAAUAUUUGUAUCUUUCAUUGCGACUAUCUUGCUGCCGACGCAUGCGUAACGCUACCUAUCAGGGGCGAUUGUUCGAAAGGCGUUUAGCUUAAACGGUGGA